GAUGUCCGCGCUUUAUUGACAAAAAUGUCCACUCGGAGAUGAGCGCAAAGUUACUCGCGCGGUGCGGUGCUCUCCCGAAAAAAAGAAAGAGAGAGAUUUUUAAAGAAAAUCUAGGCGUGAAGAUUUGGAAGACGGAAAAAAACAAAAAAAAAACAAGUCCCAAGCGGGGCAGCGUGUUGAUCUUGCAAUCCGGGAGGAAAGCGAAAGCUGAAAUGACCCUUCGACUUUUAAAGCUUUUGUGUUCCUGGGGAAGAAGCAAACGAAGUCAAGUUGGGAGGAGCUCACACCGACGGGUAGAUCAAUGUCUAGAACUAGAUAAGUUUCACGCCGACAAAGCUCUUCGCAUGGCUCGCAAGAUCCUCCGCGCUUCCUAGGAGAUAAGCUUCCCCAAGAGCUCGCUACAUCCACAAAGUUCUUGGCAUGGCUCGCAAGAUCCUCAGCACUUCCCCUCCACCGGAGGACUCGCGGAGCCCGCUCCACAUCUCCUCGUACAGCCUCCCAUCCGGCUCCCGGAUCCCCAAGGUGAUGAUCGCGGUGGUGGCGGGAUUCGUGCUCACCACCGCCAUCAUCUAUUACACUUGCAAGUGGGUCUUCCGCAAGAAGUGCCCCGACGCCACCGACGCCACCGCCGCCGCCUCCGGCGCCCCUCCGCCACAGCCGGACUCGCUCGAGGAGCUCCAGGCCCGGGUCACCAAGAGCCUGGCGCAGCGCCUGGGCAGCAAGAUCGCCACGGCCAUCCCGACGGUGAGCUACGCGGAGCUGGCGGAGUUCCGUGCCAGGGGCGAUCCCAGCGGUGGCGCCGCCGCCGCGGAGGCGGAGGCUUGCGCGGUCUGCCUCACGGACUUCUCCAAGAACCCGGCGGGGACCAAGAUCAAGAUCCUGCCCAAGUGCGCGCACGCAUUCCACUGUAGCUGCAUCGAUCUGUGGCUCAUGACCCACGCCUCGUGCCCGAUCUGCCGCGCCAGCUUGUUCGUAGCGCUGGCGGACCUAAAUGCCUGGGCCUCUCGCGGCGGCGCCUCCUCUUCCCCAACGCCGCCGCCGCCGCCUCCAAUCGAGCAUCGUCCUCCUCUUCCGCCCGAGCGCCGCCCCGAGGAUCAAGGAGGCGUGUGAUAGUGUCCGAGAAUCCCU
Messenger RNA from Selaginella moellendorffii, 1128 nucleotides. RefSeq names its product RING-H2 finger protein ATL8-like. Gene Ontology annotation, biological process: protein ubiquitination. Bases 421 to 1110 code for a protein of 229 amino acids. The transcript has a single exon. The record is from RefSeq and is a predicted model, not a curated record. Lineage: Eukaryota; Viridiplantae; Streptophyta; Lycopodiopsida; Selaginellales; Selaginellaceae.